UCUAGCGUCAAUCAGUACUCAGUUAGAAGUUAGUUAUUGUAGAAGACGGAGCUACAUUUGAUUUAGCUAUGAAGUUGCUACGAAGAGUAUGCGCACAAGUAUCCAAUAUACGGGGUUAUUGUGUUAGAACUGCGGAUAAUAAGCCGCCGAAAAUAUUGAUUACCGGUGGACUUGGACAGCUCGGCGUAGAAUGUGCCAAAUACUUACGACAAAAGUAUGGCCGGAGCAACGUUAUUCUAACAGAUAUCAUUAAGCCAACUCCUGAUGUUGUCAACGACGGACCAUAUAUUUUUGCAGACAUACUGGAUUUCAAGGGACUCCAGAAAAUUGUGGUUGAUCACAGAGUUGACUGGUUGAUUCAUUUCUCGGCCCUUCUGAGCGCAAUCGGCGAACAAAAUGUACCACUUGCUGUAAGAGUCAAUAUUGAGGGCAUGCAUAAUGUCAUUGAGCUUGCUAAACAAUACAGGCUCAGGAUUUUCGUUCCUAGCACGAUUGGUGCUUUUGGACCAGACUCUCCAAGAAAUCCUACACCAAAUAUUACAGUACAAAGACCAAGAACAAUUUACGGCGUGUCUAAAGUACAUGCUGAGCUUUUAGGGGAAUAUUACUAUUAUAAGUUUGGAUUAGAUUUUCGAUGUUUGAGAUUCCCGGGUGUUAUAUCAAGUGACCCACCAGGAGGUGGUACAACAGAUUACGCUAUUGCAAUCUUUCACGACGUGAUCAGAAAGGGCCACUACCAGUGUUAUUUAAAACCCGACACGAGACUGCCGAUGAUGCACGUCAGGGACGCCCUCAGAGCCCUAUCAGAAUUCCUGGAAGCGCCCAACGAGACCCUGAAUCGUCGUGUCUACAAUGUGACCUCUAUGAGCUUCACUCCAGAAGAGUUGGCCGAUAAAAUGAUCAAAUACAUUCCAGACUUCAAUAUUACGUACAAACCUGAUAGUAGACAAGACAUAGCGGACUCAUGGCCUCAAGUGUUCGACGACAGCGAAGCGAGAAGAGACUGGAACUGGAAGCCACAAGUUGAUAUCGACGAUCUGGUGAAACUGAUGAUGAAGGAAGUGAGAGAAAAAAUUAUAGCUAACGGCAUCUCAACCUCACAUUAAAAAGAUCUUAUUAUCUUUCAUGUUCAUACAAUUCAUUAUUAUCUAAGUUUAAUAAAAUGUUUAAGGUU
Leptidea sinapis is the source of this 1174-nucleotide messenger RNA. It is a transcript of the gene Tdh, whose product is annotated as L-threonine 3-dehydrogenase, mitochondrial. Gene Ontology annotation, biological process: L-threonine catabolic process. The coding region runs from base 69 to 1106 and encodes 345 amino acids. Gene Ontology annotation, molecular function: L-threonine 3-dehydrogenase activity. The transcript is spliced from 4 exons. Lineage: Eukaryota; Metazoa; Arthropoda; Insecta; Lepidoptera; Pieridae. The record is from RefSeq and is a predicted model, not a curated record.